UCUCGAGAGUAAUUAUCAAGUUAUCCCGACCGAAUGACCCCUGUUGCGUAUCCUGUUCAGUUCUCGCUCUUCUCACGUGCUAUCAACAACACAUUUUUAAUUCUCUUCAACCCCUCUCCUCUCCUCGUUUCUCUCAAUCUCAUCGAAGAUCAAAUAUUGUUAACAAAUCAGAUUUCACAAAUGUCGACAAUGGCUGUUGUUGGAGCAUCAAGCUCAUGGUCUAGAGCAAUGAUACAGAUCUCACCUUACACUUUCUCCGCUGUUGGAAUUGCCAUUGCUAUUGGUGUCUCUGUUCUUGGUGCCGCUUGGGGGAUUUACAUUACUGGAAGUAGUCUGAUAGGUGCUGCUAUCAAAGCUCCUCGCAUCACUUCCAAGAAUCUCAUCAGUGUGAUUUUCUGUGAAGCCGUUGCUAUCUAUGGAGUUAUUGUGGCAAUUAUUCUGCAAACGAAAUUAGAGAGUGUCCCAACAUCAAAAAUAUAUGCAGCGGAGUCCCUUCGCGCAGGAUAUGCAAUUUUUGCCUCCGGAAUUAUUGUGGGCUUUGCCAACCUUGUUUGCGGGCUCUGCGUAGGGAUUAUUGGUAGCAGCUGUGCGUUGUCAGAUGCACAAAAUUCCACCCUUUUCGUUAAGAUUCUUGUGAUCGAGAUUUUUGGCAGUGCGCUGGGAUUGUUUGGAGUGAUUGUGGGAAUAAUCAUGUCAGCUCAAGCAACAUGGCCUUCUAAAACGGCAUGAUCUAGUACUUCUUUCUCUGCGCCAUUAGGUAGCUGUAUUUUCUCUCUUUGCCAAUGGUUUGUCCUUUUUGUAGGAGUAUUACUUGUGGAGAUUCUUGGUUUUCCCAUUGCAUUCAUACGGAUGAAAUCGACAUAAGCUAGUUCAGAUCUGACCUGCAACCGAUAUGUCAUUUACACUCUUGUAUUGUUACUUCAUUCGAACUGUAGAAACAUGAAUGGUUUAGUUAAUUUUUUUUUUCUGGAGAGUGUUGCUUGUACUUAUUCUCAGCAAAGGAAUGUUGUUUGUAUGCGGAUAGCUGCUGAAACUUAAUAAGCUUCUGCCUGAAUGCAUAUUGAUUUUCAUA
Capsicum annuum is the source of this 1072-nucleotide messenger RNA. RefSeq names its product V-type proton ATPase subunit c''1. Gene Ontology annotation, biological process: proton transmembrane transport. Lineage: Eukaryota; Viridiplantae; Streptophyta; Magnoliopsida; Solanales; Solanaceae. Gene Ontology annotation, cellular component: proton-transporting V-type ATPase, V0 domain. The coding region runs from base 34 to 729 and encodes 231 amino acids. Gene Ontology annotation, molecular function: proton-transporting ATPase activity, rotational mechanism. The record is from RefSeq and is a predicted model, not a curated record. The transcript is spliced from 4 exons.